Messenger RNA from Durotheca rogersii, 3224 nucleotides. RefSeq lists its product as uncharacterized. NCBI's taxonomy places the organism in Eukaryota, Fungi, Ascomycota, Sordariomycetes, Xylariales, Xylariaceae. Gene Ontology annotation, molecular function: zinc ion binding; DNA binding; DNA-binding transcription factor activity, RNA polymerase II-specific. Bases 1 to 2970 code for a protein of 989 amino acids. Gene Ontology annotation, biological process: DNA-templated transcription; regulation of DNA-templated transcription. The transcript is spliced from 3 exons. The record is from RefSeq and is a predicted model, not a curated record.
AUGAACGGACCGCCCGUCCCAGACCCCAACCACGGGCUGCCGCCGCAGAUACCGACGCUACCGGGCGGGCUCGAUAACCUCGCCUCCUCCGCCGCCGUCACCCACCAUCCGUUUGGCGGGCCCCCAGCCUUCAUAAGCCCGGGCGACUUCGCCAGCGCGGCGUCGAGCGCGGCGGCAGACCAGAGAGAGCAGCAGCGCGCCAAGCGUCGCAUCCCGAACUCCCUGCGGAAGAGGACCCAGGUGAGCUGCGACGCCUGCAAGACGCGGCGGUGCAAGUGCGUGCGCCUCAGGGCCGCUCCGACGCCCCCCGCCGACGGGGGGCAGCCCGACACCCAGCCGCCGUGCAAGCUGUGCACCGAGGCGGGGAUCCGAUGCGUCACGACCAUGCCGCGGAAGCAGCGGGUGUACGGCAGCGUCGAGAACCUGGACAAGCGGUACCGCGCGCUCGAGGCGCUCGUCGCGGGCCUGUUCCCGGACCUGAACCCCCGCGCGCCCGCGGAAGAGCUGGUGGCCUUCGGGCGGGAGAGGGCGAUACCCAUGCCGGACUUCAGCGAGGCGCGCGACCAGCCGGGGGCGCCGCCGGCCGUCGACAGCCCCGUGAAGGCCGAGCCGGCCACCGGAGCGUCGCCGCGAGCACCCCCGAAUCCCUUGACACCGAGCCUGGAAUCCAACUUCGUGGCGAUAGCCGGGGCCGACGACCAGAAGAUCUUGCUCCCCCCGUCCUACCUGCGCGGAGUGAUCUCGUCGACGGCCCCGCAGCGCCCGCCGACCGCGACGGCGGAGGGCGGCGGCGGCGGCGGCGGCAGCGGCAGCGCCAACAAUACGAACGUCGCCAACAACAUCAUCGACCCGAACAACGAAUUCACGGGCCUGAUCCUCGACGCCGGCGGCCGGCCGCACUACAUCGGGCCCAGCGGGAGCCUCGCGUUCUACGCCAAGGUGCGCGAGCUGUUCUCGCGGCGGUACCCGGCGCCGCGCAGGAAGAGCUCGACCAAGACGAUGCAGGCGGGGCGCAGCCUGGCCCAGGGCAAGACGUCGGUCUUCAUCAACAACCUGCUGGCGGCGUCGCUGGGCGGGCUCGGCGACUCGGGGCGCAGCGGCGGCGGUGGCGGCGGCGGUGGUGGGGGCGGGGGGUCGCCGGCGGCCGGGCGCGCCGACCCGCCGGAGCCGCCGCCGCCGGACCUCGACCACCUCGACGGCGACGCGCCGCCGCGCAUCUGCGUCGACGUGCUGCGCGACUACCCCGACGACCCGGAGUUCUGGCGCUUCCGCCGCCGCGUGUCGGCGCUGGAGCUGCCGCCGCGCGACUACGCCGACGCGUGCGUCGACGCCUUCUUCCGGCUCGUGCACCCCAACUUCGUGCUGUUCCACCGGCUCACCUUCCAGGCCGCGUACGAGAAGAUGUGGCGGUGCUGGGCGGCGCACCGCAGCGGCGGUAGCGACGGCGGCGGUACCGGCGCCGGCGAGCGCGCGCGCGAGGUCUCGGCCUCGGUCGGCUGGCUGUGCUGCCUGUUCAUGAUCUUCAUCCUGGGCUCGCGCGCGCUGCCGCAGAGCGCCGACUCGCUCGACUUCCAGCGGCGCUGGUUCGCGCGCGUGGACGAGAUGCCGCUGCUGCUGGGCACGUCGAGCCUGCCGAACGUGUGCGCGUACCUGCUGCUGGCGCUGUACUACCACAACACGAACGACCGGACGAGCGCGUGGGCGUUCCACGGGGCCGGGUGCCGGCUGGCGGUGGCGCUGGGGAUGCACCGCGAGAGCGCGUCGGACCUGUUCGACCCGCUGGAGCGCCAGCAGCGCAAGCUGGUGUGGUGGACGCUGUACGGGUUCGAGCAGUUCCUGUGCUGCUCGCUGGGGCGGCCCAGCGCCGUCGACGACCGCGAGAUGGACGCCGGCAUCCCCAACGACGACUUCCUCGACGCGAACCUGCUGCCGCCGCGCUACAUCGAGCACUCCGCCCGCCUCGACAUGCUGGUCGCCGCCGUGCGCCGCGGCGUCUUCGACCCGAGCCUCGUUCCCGGCCGCAUGCACGCGCGCGCGCUCGGCUUCCUCGACGCCUUCGCCCGCUGGGAGGACGCGCUGCCGCGGGGCCUGCGGCCCGGCGCGCCCGGGCCCGGGCUCGACGGCGGCGCCGGCGCCAGCGCCAACGAGUGGCGCAGCGCGACCCUGCUCCACGUCCGCUACCACUACGCGCUCAGCUUCCUGACGCGGCCCUUCCUCCUCGAGACCAUGCAGGCCGGCCACGGCGGCGAGCCCCUCGGCCCGGACGGCGGCACGAUCCGCGCCCUGGCCCGGGUCUGCCUGACGGCGGCGAUGCGCUGCGGCGGGUACCUCAUCGGCAUGCGGCGGGCCGGCUGCGUCAACGGGGUCACCUGGGUCGACAUCUUCUACGCGUACAUGGCGAGCCUCGACAUCUCGCUCGUGCUCUUCUCGCCGGAGCUGCUGCUGGGCGAGGAGGAGCGGGCCGAGAUCCGGCGGCCGCGGCUCGUCGAGGCGCACGCGGUCGACGAGAUGAAGGACGUGGUGCGGCAGCUGUGCGACGUCAUGUCGACGAUAGAGAUGUGCGGGACCAACGCGCGGUUCGCCAAGGCCGCCUUCGAGAUCCACUCGCUGCACAUGCACCCGCCCGACAUGAAGGGCUUGGUGGUUAGGGACCUGGGCGACCGGAGCGGGAGCGGGAGCGGGAGCGGGAGCGGGAGCAGCAGCGGCGGCGACACCGUGGCCACAGCCGAGGACCAGGUGUCCCCCGGCAGCUACCCGCAGGGGAAAAGGUGCCCCGAGCUCGAGCAGGACGUGGCGGCCGGGAUCCCCAGCUACGUCUACGCCCCCGAGAACAUGGACCUGGACGACUUCGUGGACGACAGCUUCGGCAACGUCACGCCGAACCUCAUGAUGGGAAACGACGUGCAGUGGGACAUGUACGUCAACAGUCCAUACCCACCCGACAGAUUCUACCUCGCCCCCGGUCCGUGAGCGAUCUGGGGGGGGAUGGGGGAUGGGCACUAACUUUUCGGACCGAAAACAGGAUCCUACCGCCUGCGCAAUGGAGCGGCGGCGCCCUGAACAUGGACCUGGACUGGGGCUGGCCAUGCCCGAACCAGAGCUGGCACAGCGACUAUGACGGGGGACAGGCAGAUCGCAUCGUUGGUCCAGCUUGACUAAGAGGGUUACAUGAAGUCUGCUCUACCCGGUCCUCUCCCUCUUUCUCCCCUCCUAGCGGAGGAGAA